AUGUGGUUAUGUGUGCUAAAACGUCAAUCAAAACUUGUCUAUGAUGCAGCCCAAGUUUUCUCUUGAGUUUGGGAGGGGUGAUUACUGGAAUGCGUGUAUAUUUCUGAAUUGAGUUUAAAAAAAUAUUUAUCAGUGCAUACGUAGUGCUAUUACGAUAAUAUGUGUACAAUGAACCGUUUAAGAUGUGUUUAACAUCACGUGCUUAUUUUCACUUUCUAUGGGCGUAGAUAAUCAUGCAAAAUGGCCAACGAUUUGUGGUCAUGUACCUGUUGUACGGAGGCGCUGACUUGCUGGCUGCGGCUGAAGCUGUCUCCGGAGGAGAUCGAGCAGCGCUACAGGAGCAAAGAGAUCGACCGGAUAUUAGAGAAGGACAAGCAGACACUGCGACGGCAGGUGAAGCUGCUGCUGCUCGGCGCGGGUGAAAGCGGGAAGUCGACAUUCCUCAAACAGAUGAGGAUCAUACACAAAGUGAAGUUCGAGCCUGAGUUGGUGCGGGAGUACCAGCAUGUGAUAUAUCAGAAUAUAGUGAAAGGAAUACAAGUUCUAGUUGACGCGAGGGACAAAUUGGCGAUUCCGUGGGAAAAUCCUAGAAAUUUGGACGUGGGACAGCAGGCGUUGCACUUUAACAGCACGCAGACGCUGGACAGCCGGCUGUUCAUGCACUACGCGCCGCACAUACACUCCCUGUGGCUCGACAGGGCCAUCAAGAGGGCCUAUGACAGGCGGAGAGAGUUCCAACUGAGCGACUCUGUAAGCUACUUCUUCGGCGAGCUGGAGCGCAUAGCGCGACCAGACUACAUGCCUUCCCACCAAGACAUCUUACACUGCCGGAAAGCCACCAAGGGCAUCUCCGAGUGCACCAUCAAUAUCAACAAUGUACCGUUCGUGUUCGUCGAUGUCGGCGGUCAGAGGACGCAGCGACAGAAGUGGACGCAGUGUUUCGACUCAGUAACGUCGAUACUGUUCCUCGUUUCGUCGUCGGAGUUCGACCAGGUGUUGUCCGAAGACAGGAGAACGAAUCGUCUCGAAGAGGCGCUCAACAUCUUCGACACAAUCGUGAACAACGUCAACUUCAAAGGCAUUUCCAUAAUCCUGUUCCUCAACAAGUCAGACUUACUAGCGAAAAAGGUCGCUAGCAAAGAGACGGACAUUCGCUGGUACUACCCCCAGUUCACUGGCGACCCACAUAAUUUAGCCGACGUGCAAAUGUUCUUACUCGACAUGUUCGCGAACGUCCGCCGGGAACCAAAGACAACACUCUAUCACCACUUCACAACAGCCAUAGACACGUACAACAUUGAGGUCGUCUUCAACUCCGUUAAAGACACCAUCCUUAAUCGUAACCUUGAAUCCCUCAUGCUACAGUGAUAGUGUUAUAUUGUGAUAUCGAAAUCGGCGUGCAUAAUAUGAAAGACAGUUAUGUUAGUUACUCCGGGCCUCCGCGCGGCCUAAUUGUUGUAAAAUAUGUAAUUUGACAUGUAUUUAUUUACCAAUAAUAAAUGGUAAAAACUAUGUAUAGUCUAUCGUAACGAUAUUUGUAUAUCAGUAUAUUAAUGACCAAAAAAAUGUAGAUUUUGCACUUGGAAAAAUGUAUUAUUAUGGUCACGUUUUUAACGGAUACGUUUCUACGAGUAUACGUAGGGGAUUGUAUACAGGCAGGUAGUGGGGGUAGGCUUAUUGUCAUGGGCAAAUUUGUGUAAAGCAAUAUUGUUUUAAACGCUCCAUUAGGUUAUUCGAAGUCCAUCGAAUGAUUGUUACUUAUACGCGAAAAAUCGUUAUUAUUACUCGGAUUUAGAGUUAAUAGUGAAUUGUAGUAUCUAUGCUCAAAACGUUUGCCAAGUGACAAGGGAUAAUAUCGAUUUUUAAAGCGUAUGUAAAUGAAAUUGUUAGUUGUAUCAGAGACAAUUAAAUAAUUAACACUGCUAAUCAAACGGAUUCCCGUUUCUUUGUUGAAGUAUCUCUAAAUGGCGUCAUUAUAAGUGAAGAUCCAGUCCCAUAUAUAGGUAUUUUGUAUAGAGCUAGAACACACUCAAAUAACAGCGCCAUCUAGUGAACGGAUCUCAGCAAAUUUCACGUCAUCUAGAGGUCCGGAAUACGAAAUAACACAUUUUUUGUAUGGAAAUUAGCAGUCUGUUAAUGUCUCUGGUUGAACCUGAUGGGCAUGCAAUAUAAUGAGUGCCAAGUCAAGACCUGGAGCGUUGCGGUCUCUUCUAUUUAAGGUGUAAUGUCACAAACUACCGUUAGGUGUCGCAUGAGUAAUAUAGGUUUUUUGAAUCAAGAAAGAUGACUGAGGGGGUGCCAUUAUGAACGACAUAUUUUCAUAGAAAUUUGUCAUUAAUGAUAAACAUUACCACACUGCAUUACAAAGGACAUGCAGAGUUGGCUUGGUUGGACUCUACAUUAUAAGCAUAUGGUACACUCAGCAGCAGAAGUUGCUAAGCGGGCGAGGUGUUCAAAAUUACCUUGACACGCUCUUAUUCUCUUAACAAUAAAGUCGCGUCAAGAUCAUUUUGCAACUUCUGCUGCUGACUGUACAGUCAAGUGCCAAUAACAGAAAAUAAGUUUCCUUGGUUCAAAAUACCUCUAUCAGUGCUUGACACCUGAAUCCCAUUAAGGCAGGAGUUCCCAACUCCAACAUAUAGCAAUAAAACGAGUAAAACGGCGCCGAAAGUUGAAGCAAUAAAGCAAAUUUUCAAAGUUGUCAUCACCACAAAAUUUACACUUGGCUCUUGGCCCAACGCAAAAUGUUGGGAACUAUUGCUCUAAGGGGAACGAAACGAAAGUUUCGCCUCAAAAUUACAUACCUACUGUGAUUAAAUUGAAAUUAAAAAGCUGCUACAGCAACUAGUAAGAAAUAUUUUUUUUGGAAAUUACUUUUGACUUUUUUGGUACUAACGCUCAAUAUUGCAUAAUUGUUUUGAACUUUAACCCGUAUUUAUAUCCUUGUGAUAUUGUCACAUGUCGUGAGUUCGUUUUCACGUGUUACUGGCGAGAGAUGAGUGAAUAAUAGAGACUGUUUAUCUUCAUAUUCUUUUAGUUUUGUUGAAUAAUGAUGUGGCGGGCUGCAUACGUCCUACAGCGUACUGCUGGUAUCAAAGGCAAUCCAGUACCUAAACACUUUGAAUGUGUCCUUUAUACACCAGCUUUAGUUGCCAAAUACGGUUUAAAGUCAUCCCGGGUGUAUGGUGACCUACACAAUGCCUCUUACCCCUCUCUCA
Molecule: messenger RNA, 3218 nt
Organism: Cydia strobilella
Lineage: Eukaryota; Metazoa; Arthropoda; Insecta; Lepidoptera; Tortricidae
Gene: cta
Product: guanine nucleotide-binding protein subunit alpha homolog
Exons: 3
Coding region: 241-1368 (375 amino acids)
Biological process (GO): Rho protein signal transduction; adenylate cyclase-modulating G protein-coupled receptor signaling pathway
Cellular component (GO): heterotrimeric G-protein complex; brush border membrane
Molecular function (GO): G-protein beta/gamma-subunit complex binding; D5 dopamine receptor binding; guanyl nucleotide binding
Source: RefSeq, a predicted model, not a curated record